Molecule: messenger RNA, 1634 nt
Organism: Annulohypoxylon maeteangense
Lineage: Eukaryota; Fungi; Ascomycota; Sordariomycetes; Xylariales; Hypoxylaceae
Product: MFS general substrate transporter
Exons: 6
Coding region: 1-1614 (537 amino acids)
Biological process (GO): transmembrane transport
Molecular function (GO): transmembrane transporter activity
Source: RefSeq, a predicted model, not a curated record
AUGGCGCGUAAGCAGCAUUUGGUGCGCAGUCAUGCACACGAAGAAGAUAUUCCAGGGACCGUUAACGUUCAAGCUGUCGAGGGGGAUGACGCCUAUUAUGGCCAGGCGCUUUUCCCCGUUCCGGCGGAGGACCCGAACGACCCCCUACAAUGGUCGAAGGCUAAGAAGAUCACGAUUCUGGUGAUUAUGUGUGGAUAUUCCUUCCUGGGGAAUUCAGCGCUCUUAGGCCCAGGCCCCUAUUUGACGUUCUGGUCGGAGUUGUUCAAUGUUUCUCCAGCAGAUGCGUCAACACUCAUAUCGUACCCAAAUCUCGCCUAUGGAUUCAGUUCCCUUCUGUUGGUUCCUCUCUAUUUGAAAUUUGGGAGACGACCCGUCAUGCUAGGGUCCAUGUUAGCAUUUAUUGCUGGCCUUGCUGGAUCCUCAAGAGCUAACAACUUCGCCGAAUUGAUGGCAUGGCGAGUCAUCUCUUCCUUUGGUGCUGGAAUAUGCGAGGCCCUCCCCGUGCAGCUGGUCAAUGACAUAUUCUUCUUACAUGAGCGCGGGAAACACAUCGGCUAUUAUACAUUUGGCAUGUGUUUUGCGGCGGUAGCGACGAUUCCAGCCGCGUACAUGUUACCAACGAAAUAUUCAUGGAGGCUUUUCUUCUACGUCGCACUCGCCUUCUCGAUAGCCCUAUUCAUUCUUGCUUUUCUGUUCGUUGAAGAGACUUCCUACGAUCGAGAAGCACAUCGAAAUCAAGAUAUUUCUCCUGGACGUUCAGAUGAGGUAAAAUCUAGUGGCUCUGAAAAGCCCGACGAUGUUACCGUAGAGCAAAUACCGAGUACACCAGAGCGCAAAUCAUUUCUAGAAACACUUCAACCAUGGGGAUACGUUGAUCCUGAGAUAAAUAUCUUUACACUGAUGUGGCGGUCCUUUACAUAUUUCUUGGUGCCGCAAGUCUUGUGGGUGGUCACCUCCUUUGGAACUAUCAUAGGACUAGGCGCGCUGGCAUUCAACUUUGUCUUCCCGAUUAAGAUCACGGGACCCCCAUAUAAUUGGCCUGAGUCUAGUUCCGGUGUACAGUCACUCGGGUCUCUCUUGGGAUUCCUUCUAGCACUACCCUUCACUUCUUCUUCAGACCGACUUGCAGCUUAUCUAACGAGACGCAAUAACGGCAUCCGGGAAGCAGAAAUGAGAUUAGGUGUUAUGUUGCCAGCCAUGAUCCUAGGUCCAUCUGGGUUAGUGGUCUAUGGUCUUACAGCUCAGUUCAACUUGCACUGGAUAGGAUAUUUCUUCGGAUCUGGUUUAGCAUCUUUCGGCGGCUAUUUCUACUACUGCUUCACGCUGGCAUACGCAGUCGAUUCAUAUAAUAGCAACACAUCCGAGAUGCUUAUCGCUAUAAACGUCGGAAAACAAGCUGUGAGUUUCGGACUUGGCUUUGGCGUCCUUGACUGGGUACUAGAAAAGGGGUAUGGAGUUAUUAUUGCAGGAGUUUUCGGAUCGGUAUUCCUAGCGAACAACCUGGCGCUCAUCCUGUUCAUGUUUAGAGGUAAGAAAAUCCGGCGAUUCAUGUCGACAUCCUGGUUAGCUAAGCUUCAUGGGAGGGGAAAUGGCAACGUAUCACAGACGUUGUGAAAUUAACUACUUAGGUACCU